Messenger RNA from Prunus avium (sweet cherry), 1021 nucleotides. RefSeq lists its product as uncharacterized. Lineage: Eukaryota; Viridiplantae; Streptophyta; Magnoliopsida; Rosales; Rosaceae. The record is from RefSeq and is a predicted model, not a curated record.
UCAAGAAUCAAUUCCCCGCUGAAAUAUUUAGCAUGAGUUUACUUUUAAAGGGGGAAUGUAAGGUUUAUUCCACCAGUUACAAGAGAAGAGACCUGCAGACAGGACAGGAGACAUUUCACCUUCUGAGAAGAGAUGCCUGUAAACUACUCAUCAAUUGCUCCAUCGCUAAGCAAUCUCCUAGAAGUUAGAACCACCACAUGUUUCUUAGAAUUUAUGAUAUCAUGUCAUAUAUUCCCCGCAGAGAACGGAACACUGCGGUGCACUCCCCUUAAUUAAAACAAAGCAGGGAUUAAUUGAUGGGGAGUGAAUGCAACAUCAACAAACGCUGUUAUGAUAUUAGCAUGUCAAAGAGGACUAGAAAGUCAUUUCAUUAUAGUGUCCCAGUCCCAGAUGCCAAUCGAACUACUAGUGGAGAAAUCAUCCCUGCUCUUGAGAGCUUUCUGGAUGGCAAUGGAGGAGAUCAGAGUUCUCCCUCAAAAUCGAGAGUUGAAGAUGGUGAUCAAGACAAUGAUAAUCAUAAAAGCUUUAAGCAGCUGAUCGAUGGGGAUGAAAAAACAAAGCUGAUCAUCAAGUCGGGUGACCAAGGGAGCAGAGCAAGAAGUUCACUAGGUCAACACUUCACUGACGAAGAGAAGCACCUUCAACUGGUCAAGAAGCAGCAAAAAGCAGUGGGUUUACAAGGAGUGAAGCUGAAAAAAUUGGUGAGUCGUUGCGCCAAAGUUUUUAGACAUUUGGUCAAAGCCGAGAGCGAUCCAACCCUAAGAGAACCCAGGCAGGCUGUUCUUCGCUUAACUAUGUAAAGCAAUAAUCUUUAGUUGCUGUCAGCUGAAGUAUUUUCCGGAGGCUGGUCAUCUUCUGAUUACAAAUGCAACAUUAGUUUUGACCGUGGUCAAGACCUACAUAUUUGAGUCCUCUUUCAAAUCUUUACUGAAAUGCUUUGUCUUCUCUUCUACAUGUGUUCUAUAUAUGUAAUGUUGCGCAAUUAAGAGGUUAUUCUUUUCAGUUUUGUGUAGUCAGAAAU